AUGGAUUCUUGGGACAAAGUUUGCUUGCCUAAGGCUUUUGGGGGGCUCGAUUUCAGAAAUGGCCAGCGUUGGAAUCAUGCUAUAUUAGCUAAGUAUAUUUGGGCUGUCUCUGAAAAGCAUGAUGUAUUGUGGGUAAAAUGGAUCAACUCAGUUUAUCUGAAAGGCUCUGAUUUCUGUUCCUAUAGAUUACCUCAGGAUACCAGCUGGUAUUGGAGGAAGUUAUGCAAUAUCAGAGGUAAAUUCAGUAGGGAGGAUAUCAUUGCUGCUGGUUUAAAUAGGAAGUUUAACUCUGCCAAUCUAUAUAUCCAGUCCUUGAAUCAUGUUCAGGUCAUAAAUGCUCAGUUACUGACUUUUGAUAAUUUGUUGAGGUUCAAAGUUCCUCUUGAUUCUGUCAUGUGCCCAGUUUGUGGUGUUAAUGAAGAGAGCCACUCUCACUUAUUUUUUGCCUGUUCUUUAUCAGUUAAGGUUCUGGAGAUCCUAGCUGAGUGGCUGAAUAUCAGGUUAUGGCCUUAUGAAUUUUACAGAUGGAGAGAUUGGCUUUCUAGCAGGAACAAUGGGUUACUAUCUCACAUUUAUAACAUGUUGUUUGUUGAUGUUGUGUACUGCAUUUGGAGGAACCAAAAUUGCUGUAUUUUUUAUCUCUAUUCUCAGACUGCAUCCAGUAUAGCUGCUGAAGUUAGGCUUUUAAUGCAGAACAAGCUUAUUAGUAUUAGUAAGAAGAAGUUAUCUGUUCAGGGAACUUGUUUAAUUGCUCAAUUUACUAUGUAA
Messenger RNA from Humulus lupulus (European hop), 768 nucleotides. RefSeq lists its product as uncharacterized. The transcript is spliced from 2 exons. The record is from RefSeq and is a predicted model, not a curated record. NCBI's taxonomy places the organism in Eukaryota, Viridiplantae, Streptophyta, Magnoliopsida, Rosales, Cannabaceae. Bases 1 to 768 code for a protein of 255 amino acids.